Messenger RNA from Cladocopium goreaui, 1593 nucleotides. NCBI's taxonomy places the organism in Eukaryota, Dinophyceae, Suessiales, Symbiodiniaceae. The record is from the annotation of a GenBank genome assembly.
AUGGCAGAAGUGCUUCACCACUUGGUGCCCCAGGCGCCGGGACGUGCUGCAGUGCUGCUAGCCCUGGCCUGCCAACUUCUGGACCAAGCUUGGGAAUGCUUUUUCAGAUUGCAGCCAUGGCAGUCCAAAGUGGCUGCACGAGUGGCGGUUCCAGGGUCCAACUGCGAGCAGAGACAGGUGGUCCUGCGAGCCAGAGGACCAGGAAUCGUGCUUGCAGGUGGCCCUCGAACGCCCUCCACUGAAAUGCCUUCGGCAGUGCAGGAGCUGGCCAGUGCUGAUUUCCUGCGCCGCUUACGAGAUGGGGGACCCCAAGCCGAACGAUCCGAAGACCUACCCGUGGUGAAUGCCAGUUGGGUGGCGAAGGAUGCCCAUGAAACUGCACGAAAUGUGGUGAACGCCUUGUGUCAGCACCGCUUCGGCGAGGGUGUCCAUGUGGAUGAAGUCAUUGCCGGCCAAGAAGCCGCGAAAGGUCAAUCCAUGGGCAAAUCGCACUACCCGACCCCGUGCCGCGGCGCAGUUGCAGCAAUUGACAUUGAGGCUUGGAUCCGCAAGCAGCCCAAGAUCCGCGACCGCUCUGCGAUGGACUUCAGUCAGUCAGCUGAAGAGCUGCUCACCAAGCUGGACACCUACAGAGAGCAGCUCGCUCAGGUGGAAGAGGCACUGGAACAACAGCCAGAUGAGCCAUCCCUGGUGAAGCUGAAGAAUGACCUGACAGAAGUCAUUGUGCUGACAGAGGACUUGGUCAAGUACCAGGCUGCUGCCCCCACAGAGGCAGAGCAGGCGGGUGCGGAGACGGCAGGCACCACCGGGCGCGCCAGCGUGGUGCCGCAGCAACCAACCUCCUCUCGUUCAGCAGCAAAGUCGGUGCACACGGCCCUUGUGGGUCGUACUUGCGAGGCAUUCUUUGAGCAGAAGUGGUACAAUGGAGAGAUCAAAUCCUUGCGCCGCGACGAACGCGGCCAAGAGCGAUGCAUGGUCGAGUUCAUUGGCUUUUCCAACCAGCGUGAGUUUAAGGUCACCGAUGUGCGCCUGCUGCGGCCGCCACAUCCAGCCCAGUGUCAGCCGGGCACCCGCUGCCAGGCCAUUUUCCCGGAAGAUGGUCUUUGGUAUGACUGCGUGAUCACGGAACAGACUGAGAAGGGUUACAAGAUCACCUUCAUCGAUUACGGCAGCAAGGCGGAAGUGAAGUUUGACCAGAUCCGGCUGCAGAGUACGGGCAAAGUGGGUCAGCAGAAGCGAACCAUCAAGGAGGUGACAACGCCAGCUGGCUACAAGAUUCCUGAGAGCAUGCAGAUUCAGAAGACUGACACAGAGGACAUCAUUGAUGCCAAGCGAAGGAAGAUCACUGCCAUCAAGAAACAGCAACGCCUGGACAAGUUGGAAACGGAGCACGUGAAGCAGCAGGCCAAUUGGCAAAAGUUCUUCUAUAAGAAGGCCAGCACCCGCAGCAAGUGCGGCUUCAUGUCAGGAAAGCCCAAGGAUUCCAUCUUCAAGGUGCCGGAUGCCCUUGAGGGCAGGGUUGGCUUCAUGGGAAGUGGAAAGGAAAUGACCAAGUUCCAAGAAGCCAGGAAGUUCACCUACCAAUACGUUUGA